AUGUCUUACCAAGAACAGCAAUGCAAGCAUCCCUGUCAGCCUACUCCUGUGUGCCCACCACCCAAGUGCCCUGAGCCUUGCCCUCCUCCAAAGUGUCCUGAACCAUGUCUUUCUUUUCCAUGCCAGCAGAAAUGCCCUUCUGUGCAAACUCCUCCACCAUGCCAGCAGAAGUGCCCACCCAAGAACAAGUGA
Molecule: messenger RNA, 192 nt
Organism: Arvicanthis niloticus (Nile rat)
Lineage: Eukaryota; Metazoa; Chordata; Mammalia; Rodentia; Muridae
Source: RefSeq, a predicted model, not a curated record